UAGAAGGUCCUAUAUUGCUACAUGGAAUCUGGAACUACAAAUUCAGUGUAGAUAAAGUGAUGAUCGAUGUUAUUGUACAGAUACAAUGUUGCUGAUGGGCCACAUUCCCAAUGUUGACAUGUAGGCAGUGAUUUUCUCAUUUUGUUGACACAUGGCUAUCAAAAGAAGUUGUACUACUAGCUAGUGCCAGGUGCAUCAGCUUACCAAAGCAUACAGGAAGCACACAGACAAGUCUCAGUUUGAGAGAGUGGGCUAUAAUCUUGGGAGAUGACAGAUGGACACAUUGGGAAGAUUGGAACCUGUGACCCUGCAGUCUAAAGACACCAUGGAGCAAGGCUUCAGCUUCAGCACACUGAAGAAGCUGGCGGCCGAGCCGGACCACACGGACGUGAGCCUGACGGCGGCAGAGCGCGUGCGGGCCCUGAGCAAGAUGGGCUGCAGCAUCGAGAUCAACGAAGAGAUCACGCCACGCCGCUACUUCCGGUCCGGGGUGGAGAUGGAGCACAUGGCCGCCGUGUACCUGGAGGAGGGCAGCCUGGAGAAUGCCUACGUCCUCUACAACAAGUUCAUCACUCUGUUUGUCGAGAAACUCCCCAGCCAUCGAGACUACCAGCAGUGCAGUGUGCCUGAGAAACAGGUGAUAAUAAAGAAGUUGCAAGAUGUCGCAUUUCCGCGGAAAGAUCAAUUGAAGAAGCUCCUCCACGAGAAGUACAACAAGGAACAUACAGAGUAUCUCAAAAGUCAGAGCCAGGCGGUGGUGGCGGAUUGCUGCGGCCAGCAGCUGCAGAAGAUGUCUCUGGUUGAGCAGGAGAGGCAGAGGGUGGCGCAGCUGCGCAGGAUGCAGAUGGAGUCGGAGCAGUUCCGCUACUUCGAGGACCAACUGCGCAGACAGGAGCUGGCCAAUCGCAGAGACGAGGCGGUCGCUAAAGUGCCUGAACAAACGGACGGCUCCUGCCUGUCCCACUCCUCCAAGAACCAUGUUCGUCUCGACCCAAACCGCAAUAAACAGCUUCUCCCCAGCAGCAAGCCAGCAGCUACACUGGCUGGCGUACAUAAUCAACGGGUUGAGGGCCUGAGGCGGGUGGGCAUUCCUAGAGACCUGACCUACAGGUUUUUACUGCUAGCCGACAGUAACACAGCCAGGGGAAUAGAGACAUGCGGGGUGCUCUGUGGAAAACUGACUCAAAACGAGUUCAUGCUGACCCAUGUGGUGGUGCCCAAACAGUCAGCCGGCCCAGACUACUGUGAUAUGGAGAACGUGGAGGAGCUCUUUAGUUUCCAGGACCACCACAACCUACUAACUCUGGGCUGGAUCCAUACCCAUCCCACCCAGACGGCCUUCCUGUCCAGUGUUGACCUGCAUACACACGGCUCCUACCAGCUCAUGCUGCCUGAAGCCAUCGCCAUCGUCUGCUCGCCCAAACACAACGAUACGGGAGUGUUCAGACUCACCAGCUCUGGGAUGGGGGAGGUCGCUGGCUGCAGACUGAAGGGCUUUCACCCACACUCCAAGGACCCGCCGCUCUUUAGCAUCUGUAGGCAUGUUGUUAUAAAGGACUCGAAAACAACAGUGCUGGACCUCCGGUGACAGCGAGGGGAAGACAAGACACCCACAACCCUCACCAUCACAAACUGGAACUCCUAUUUAUUUUUUUAUUUAACCUUUAUUUAACUAGGCAAGUCAGUUCAGAAAAUAUUCUUAUUGACAAUGACGGCCUA
Molecule: messenger RNA, 1719 nt
Organism: Salvelinus namaycush (lake trout)
Lineage: Eukaryota; Metazoa; Chordata; Actinopteri; Salmoniformes; Salmonidae
Product: AMSH-like protease
Exons: 11
Coding region: 275-1588 (437 amino acids)
Biological process (GO): protein K63-linked deubiquitination
Cellular component (GO): endosome; membrane
Molecular function (GO): protein binding; K63-linked deubiquitinase activity; metal-dependent deubiquitinase activity
Source: RefSeq, a predicted model, not a curated record